CACACACACGCACACACACACACACACACACACACACACACACUCAUGCUAUCUACAUGAUAGUUGUAUAAUGUAGUGUAGACUUCAAGACCGCUGUAAUUUUAAAUUCUACCAGGUCUAUAGGAGAAUAUUUAUAUAUAGGAGAACACACACUUGUAACCCAGGAUUACCUCAGAGAUCAGAACAGACAGGAGUUUAGAUAUGCGUAAUAUGCGUUCAAGAGAUGAUGGUUCAACAGAAUGCGAAUACGCAAAUUGGGAGAAACCCCGGAAUACCAGGAACGUAGACAAGCAGGAUCCUCAAUGCUCAGGAGGCGAUACAGCAUGGAGCAGAUGUUCCAGGUUGAUGGCAGUGUGUGCAGCGCUGCUGUGUGUUCUCCUGCUGAGCAUCGCUAUACUGCAAUCAAUAAAACUCAACAACAUGACCGAGGAAAGAGACCGGUUGCAGUUCAGUUAUGACAGCAUGACCUCAAGGAGAGACCAGCUUCAUGCUGAGAGAGAUAAACUGCAGAAGAUGUUGAAUGAUAUCAUCCAGCAGCGUCUGAGAUACUUCACCACAAAGCGCAUGGGCUGGAACGAGGCAAGACGGGAAUGCAGAUCAAGAGGAGCCGACCUUGUGAUCAUCAACAACCAAAAAGAACAGGAGUACCUCAGUCAGAUGUGUAUUGGUGAGGCUUGGAUUGGUCUCAGUGACAGUGCUGAAGAGGGGAAGUGGACGUGGGUGGAUGGUACAAAAAUAACCACGGGGUUCUGGUGGCAAGGAGAACCUAAUAACUAUGAUGGGAUUGAGGACUGUGCUGCAACUGGCAGCAAAUUUGCUAAAGCUGAAGUUAUGACAUGGGCUGAUUAUCCCUGUGAAACUGAAUUAAAUGCAAUUUGUGAAAAGAAGGCAAAUGAUUAGAGCAGAAAUCUCUUUUAACUAAAAAAUAUCAUAUGUAUUUUGUUAAUCUUAUCCAGGGUCAAGGCCAUGGUUUUAAACCAAAAUCAGCUAGUUUUGUAAAAAUGUUGCAAAGCAGUGAUGUUUUUUUAAGGAAAUAAUCUGAAAUUGAAAAAGUCAGUCUCUCUUUUUACGUAUUAGGCUAGCUUCAGGCCUUUUUGUGCACAAGACCUACAGUAUGUAAUUGUGCCAGUUGUAGUUGCGAUGGACAUUUUCUGAGAUCUGGCAACCAUGUUCUUCAAACACACUGCAAAUCCAAGUACAAUUUUUAAUUUUAAAUUUCAGUGCUUUUUCAGUUUCAAUUAUUUGCACUUGUUGCUAUGUAUUAUGCAGUGACAAGUCAUAUCUAUCUAUCUAUCUAUCUAUCUAUCUAUCUAUCUAUCUAUCUAUCUAUCU
Hemibagrus wyckioides is the source of this 1332-nucleotide messenger RNA. Its product is annotated as CD209 antigen-like protein C. The coding region runs from base 202 to 900 and encodes 232 amino acids. Gene Ontology annotation, cellular component: external side of plasma membrane. Gene Ontology annotation, molecular function: D-mannose binding; fucose binding. Lineage: Eukaryota; Metazoa; Chordata; Actinopteri; Siluriformes; Bagridae. The record is from RefSeq and is a predicted model, not a curated record. Gene Ontology annotation, biological process: biological process involved in interspecies interaction between organisms. The transcript is spliced from 5 exons.